CUGGGAACCGCGGGCCGUCCAAAUCUGCAUUCAUUCAAAACAAGAAGAAAAGGAUGCCUUCCUUCUGUUGACUUUCUACUUUCACAAAUAAUUUUACAACUACAUACUACAGUAUACGCCAUUGUAAUAUCAACCAUUCCUUCAAUUCGCCUAAGCUACAUUUUCAUGAAAUCUAUAAUAUUUCCCUCUCCUAGUUUGUGUCGUCUGCUACAGUCCCUAGUUUUAAUCGCCACCCACUGUUUCUGAGGCUUGAUUACACGUUUAAUUUACUCGAUAUAUUACAGUAGGACUAGUAGCUCGUUUCAACAAAUUCAAACUAUGGAUCCUCCACUCAGCCCUUUAUCUCUCUCUUACCCUAUCAACAAGGACACAUGGAGACAUACUAUUAUUCUGUCAUUUCAAAGCCUUGGGGUGGUAUACGGCCGAUUGAGCACUGCUCCUUUAUAUGUAUUUGGAUCAAUUGACGAAAAGGAUGUCAAAUCAAAGGAGGAGAUAUAUGAACUCUUCUCCUUUGUGUUUUGGACUUUAACCAUCAUUCCCUUGUUGAAAUAUGCACUUAUAGUUUUGAAGGCUGAUGACCAGGGGGAAGGUGGUACAUUUGCAUUGUAUUCCUUGCUGUGUAGGCAUGCCAAAGUCGGGCUGCUUCCAAGUGAUAAAACUGCUGCUGAGACAAUGCAUCACGAGGGAAUCCCAUCUAAGAUCAAAAUGAGAACUAGAGCGAGAUGGGCAAUUGAAAAACAUAAAAGUUGUCACUAUUUUCUGUUGCUUCUUGCCCUGGUUGGGUCUUGUUUAAUAAUCUGCGAUGGAGUUCUAACUCCUUCUAUUUCUGUGUUGUCAGCAACCACAACUCUGAAACGUUCCAUAUCAAAGAUAUUGCGCGAGUCAGCCUCUUCUGAAAAGGCAGACUCCAUUGACAAGUAUUUGACAAAAUAUAUCCCAGUUCCUACAGCAUGUGCUAUAUUGGUUUGCCUUUUCACUUUGCAAAAGUACGGGACCCAUAAGAUUGGAUUCCUUUUCGCUCCAGUUGUCAUAAUAUGGAUCGUUUUCAUCAGCACGAUGGGCAUAUAUAACAUUUCCCGUUACCCCUCAAUCCUUAGAUCAGUCUCUCCAGUGUACAUUGUUAGGUUCAUUAGGAAUGCAGAUAUUUCAAGUUGGAAACUAUUAGGGCGCAUUGCGUUAUGUAUAGCAGGAUCAGAAGCAAUGUUUGCAGAUCUAGGGCAUUUUUCAAAGAAAUCCAUCCAGGUCACAUUUGCCCUAAUAAUAUAUCCUGUCCUUAUAAUAUGUUAUGCUGGUCAAGCUGCAUUUAUCUCCAACCACUUAGGUGUAACACCUUACGUUACACAUCUUAGUGAAUCUCUACCUAUUAGUAGAGAUCUUCAUCACGUUUUCACGGCAUUAUCCCUAAUAGCGUCUCUUGUGGGUAGCCAGGCAACCAUUACUGCAAGUUUUUCCAUCAUAAACCAAUGUCAAGCACUGGGCUGCUUCCCCAGAGUCAAAGUUAUACACACAUCAGAUAAGAUAUAUGGACAGGUUUAUAUUCCUGAUGUCACGUGGAUUCUAAUGGUCCUCAGUUUAGGUGUUACAUUCGGUUUGGGGGACAUAACAACUAUUGCAAAUGCAACAGGUUUAACUGUUAUUUCUGGGAUGUCAGUCACAUCUUGUCUUAUGUCACUUGUUAUCGCGCUCUACUGGGAGAAAAGCCUAUUCUUCUCGUUGUGCUUUGUGUUAGCCUUUGGGUCUGUCGAAGCCAUGUACCUGUUCUCAAGUUUGAUGAACUUUUCCAAGGGAACCUGGUGUGUACUUGUGCUAACCUCACUUUUUAUGAUGACGAUGCUCUCGUGGCACUACGGCACUGUUAAGAAGUACGAGUUUGAUGUAGAAAACAAGGUUGCGGUGGAUUGGUUAACAGAUCUUAGCCCCGGUCUGGGGGUUAACAGAGUACAAGGUAUCGGGUUUAUUUACACUGAUAUUGUGACAGGAAUCCCUUCUUUUUUCUCCCAUUUCAUCACCAACCUUCCAGCAUUUCAUGAACUUCUGGUGUUUGUGUCUUUCAAGCCAUUACCCGUGCCUUACAUUCCCCAGAAUAAGCGAUACCUUAUAGGCAGGGUUGGCCACAAGGAGUACAAAAUCUACAGGUGCAUUGUACGAUAUGGGUACUGUGACCACAUGAGAGACACACAUGAUUUCGAGGAGCACAUUAUCAGUUCAAUCGGGGAAUUCAUUGCCCGGGAGGAACAUGACUACGAUGAUAAGGAAACUAUGGCCUCGCCCUCUCCUGAAGGAAGGAUGAUCGCUUUAGGAGGGCCUAGUACAAGUGCAGCAUUGAUUCCAGUAACUGAAAUCGAAGAAAAUGAGGUUUCACAGACCUCAGCUGACAUCGAGACUCAAAGAAGUCCUCUCAUAGAUUCAUACGGUGGGAGUGGAUUUGGUCCUCCUAAGAGAAAGAAGGUCCGGUUCUUUCUGCCUCCACCCAGUCCCGAGGUGAAUCCAGCCGUGAGAAGGGAGCUCCAGGAACUAAUCGACGCCAGAGAAAGGGGCACUGCUUAUUUCUUGGGCAAGCCACACUUAUCGGUACGUAAAGGCUCAAACUUUUUCAAGCAAUUCCUUAUCUUGAACUACAUUUUUCUCGACAAAAAUUGUCGAGAGCCUCCAGUUGCAUUGAACAUACCUCAUGCUGCUCUGUUAGAGGUAGGAAUGGCUUAUAUAGUGUAACAUUUUUAGGCUGCACCCACUCUGAAGAGAUGUAAGCAUGGUUUAGGUGCAGUUUGGUACAAACAUAAAGACACAUGUUUGUUUUGUGUAAAUACAAUAUACUGUACGUUCUUAUAUAAGUUUUUGGUUA
This is a messenger RNA of Ipomoea nil (Japanese morning glory), 2842 nucleotides long. Its product is annotated as potassium transporter 10-like. Bases 319 to 2712 code for a protein of 797 amino acids. The record is from RefSeq and is a predicted model, not a curated record. Gene Ontology annotation, molecular function: potassium ion transmembrane transporter activity. Gene Ontology annotation, biological process: potassium ion transmembrane transport. The transcript has 10 exons. Gene Ontology annotation, cellular component: membrane. NCBI's taxonomy places the organism in Eukaryota, Viridiplantae, Streptophyta, Magnoliopsida, Solanales, Convolvulaceae.